Messenger RNA from Babjeviella inositovora NRRL Y-12698, 1820 nucleotides. It is a transcript of the gene DHH1, whose product is annotated as DExD/H-box ATP-dependent RNA helicase. The transcript has a single exon. The record is from RefSeq and is a predicted model, not a curated record. Gene Ontology annotation, biological process: P-body assembly; cytoplasmic stress granule assembly. Bases 198 to 1700 code for a protein of 500 amino acids. Gene Ontology annotation, cellular component: P-body; cytoplasmic stress granule. Lineage: Eukaryota; Fungi; Ascomycota; Pichiomycetes; Serinales. Gene Ontology annotation, molecular function: RNA helicase activity; ATP binding; mRNA binding.
CUCAGCUCUCUUAUACCACUACUCUUACCACCUUCUCUCUAUUACCGCCUAUUUAAUCCGCCGAUUAACCUAUUCCUGUCACUCAAUUUAUAGAUUUCGUCCUUCCUCACUCAAUUCAAGAUCAGAUAUUAGCCACUGAGUUACAUCUUGCUACACAUUCAAUCGAACCAUUCCAUACCCUCCAAUUUAAGAGCACAAUGUCUGACUGGAAACAGGAACUAAAUAUCCCGACCCGGGACACGCGUCCGCAGACCGAGGACGUGACCAAGACUAAAGGAAACUCCUUCGAGGAUUUCUAUCUCAAGCGCGAGUUGUUGAUGGGCAUUUUUGAGGCCGGGUUCGAGAAACCGUCGCCGAUCCAGGAGGAGGCCAUUCCGAUGGCGCUUUCCGGCAGAGACAUCCUUGCCAGAGCGAAGAACGGGACGGGAAAGACCGCCGCGUUCUGCAUCCCCGCGUUGGAGAAGGUCAAGCCGAAGUUGAACAAGAUCCAGGCAUUGAUCUUGGUGCCAACCAGGGAGUUGGCAUUGCAGACGUCGCAGGUUGUCAGAACCUUGGGCAAGCACUUGGGCGUUAGCUGCAUGGUCACCACCGGAGGCACGUCGUUGCGUGACGACAUUUUGCGCUUGAACGACCCAGUGCACGUGCUUGUGGGCACCCCGGGCAGAGUCCUCGACUUGGCGUCUAGAAAGUUGGCAGAUCUUUCCGAGUGUCCGUUAUUCAUCAUGGAUGAAGCUGAUAAGAUGUUGUCGCGUGAGUUCAAGGUGAUUAUCGAGCAGAUCCUUGCCUUCUUCCCAGAAGACCACCAGUCACUCUUGUUCUCGGCCACGUUCCCGAUGGCUGUCAAAUCUUUCAUGGAGCAGCACCUCACCAAGCCGUAUGAGAUCAACUUGAUGGACGAGUUGACGCUCCGUGGGAUCACCCAGUAUUACGCGUUUGUCGAGGAGAAGCAGAAGUUGCACUGCUUGAACACGUUGUUCUCGAAGUUGCAGAUUAACCAGUCCAUCAUCUUCUGCAACUCCACCAACCGCGUGGAGUUGUUGGCCAAGAAGAUCACCGACCUCGAGUACUCGUGCUACUACUCGCACGCCAAGAUGCCCCAGAGUGCCAGAAACAAGGUCUUCCACGAGUUCCGCCAGGGCCAGGUCCGUAACUUGGUUUGUUCUGACUUGUUGACCAGAGGGAUUGACAUUCAGGCUGUGAAUGUUGUUAUUAACUUUGAUUUCCCCAAGACCGCAGAAACGUAUUUGCACAGAAUCGGGAGAUCUGGCCGUUUUGGCCAUCUUGGGUUGGCUAUCAACUUGAUCAACUGGAACGACAGAUUUAACUUGUACAAGAUCGAGCAGGAGUUGGGUACCGAGAUUAAGCCGAUUCCGUCAUCCAUUGAUGCAUCGUUGUAUGUCGCCGAGAACUCUUCUGCCAUCCCUACUCCGUUCAAGAUCGACACCUUGCCAAAUGCCAACCAGCAGAACAAUAGAGGUGGGUACGAGUACAAGGGCCAGCCAACGCCUAAUGACAAUCAGCAAUAUGUCCAGCUGUACCAGCAACAACAACCGCAACAGCAACAGCAGCAACAGCCACAACAGUACCAGCAGCCACCUCAGGGCUACCCACCUCAGGGCUUCCCACCACAAGGUUACCAGCAGCAAUACCAGCAGCCACCUCAGGGUUACCCACAGGGCUUCCCGCACCCUCCACAAUAAUCUUUGUUGACUCAUGUGACUUCCCUCCCGACUGUAUAUUAACCAAAGCCCGGUCUGUCUGUAUACUAAUUUUUAUCUCCAAAAUGCACUUUCCAAAAAUAAAAAUCCAAAAAAAUCUUU